CAAUCAAAACAAUUCACAGCUACCUUCAGAGUUCAAUCUUCAAUUUCUACCUCCACUACUUGUUCGUUUUAUUUCAACUUCUCAUCUGGUUUUCCCAUGGAGGAAAUCGAUGUUCCCCCAUUUUUUCUCUGUCCCAUCUCUCUUGAGAUCAUGAAGGAUCCUGUGACGGUCACCACGGGGAUCACCUAUGACAGGGAGAGCAUUGAGAAGUGGUUGUUUUCCGGCAAGAACACCACUUGUCCGGUUACAAAACAGGUCAUUUCGGAUACCGAGCUUACUCCAAACCAUACUCUCCGUCGGCUGAUCCAAUCAUGGUGCACCCUUAAUGCCUCGUAUGGAAUCGAAAGAAUUCCUACCCCAAAGCCACCGAUUAACAAAGCCCAGAUCGCUAAGAUCCUCAGCAACGCCAAGUCUCCACAGCAGCAGAUAAAUUGUCUUCAUAGGCUACAAUCAUUAGCAGCAGAGAAUGCUACCAACAAACGGUGCAUGGAAGCUGCUGGCGCGGUUGACUUCUUAGCAACAAUUGUAUUCAGUUUCAAUUCCAUGGAUGAAGAAGAAUCAUCUGAAGAUUGGGUUGAUUCCAGCAAGGUGACAGAGGAAGCCUUAAGCAUUCUUUACAAUCUACAAGUUUCAGAAGCUGGCCUCAAGAAUCUUCUUGGAAAAAAUGGUGAUUUCCUCGAGUGCUUAACCCGAGUCAUGGAACGAGGGACAUAUGAGUCCAGAGCUUACGCAGCUCUGUUAUUAAAAUCACUAAUGGAAGUAGCAGAUCCGAUGCAACUCAUGAGUUUGAGAUCUCAGAUUUUCGUCGAAGCUAUCCAAAUCUUGCAUGAUAAUAUAUCCCAACAGGCCUCGAAAGCCAUACUUCAUUUCCUGAUAAACGUCUGUCCAUGGGGGAGAAACAUGAUCAAAGCAGUGGAAGCAGGCGCAGUAUCUAUCUUGAUUGAUCUCCUUCUCGAUUCGUUCGAGAAGAGGAUGUGUGAGAUGAUUCUAACGGUGCUGGAGAUGUUGUCUAGUGUUGCGGAAGGGAGAGCCGAGCUAGUAGGGCACGCGGCGGGACUCGCGGUUGUUUCUAAGAAAAUACUUAGGGUUUCUCAUGUGGCAAGUGAGAGGGCGGUGAGGAUUUUGCUGGCGGUGGCAAAGUUCUCCGCCACACCCAUUGUUCUUCAGGAGAUGCUCCAGAUAGGUGUUGUGGCGAAGCUGUGCUUGGUUCUUCAAAUGGAUUGCAACAGCAGGGCCAAGGAAAUCGCUAGAGAGAUACUGAAAUUGCAUGCUGGACCAUGGAAAAAUUCUCCAUGUAUGCCUAUGAAUCUGCUUUCUUCGUUUCCAGCUUGAAUGAGUGAGGGAAGAUAAGGAUGAAGUAGAUCGCAGGAAGAAAUUAAUUGUUAAUGCAACGUCUUAAUCAGUCUACUUUUUUUUUUCUUUGAUAAACUUAGUCUACCUUUUUUGUUUCGUGUACAUAAUUGGUUAAAGGAGUAAUCCACAAUACAAUUAAGGAAUUUGUUUUUU
Messenger RNA from Rubroshorea leprosula, 1506 nucleotides. The record is from the annotation of a GenBank genome assembly. Lineage: Eukaryota; Viridiplantae; Streptophyta; Magnoliopsida; Malvales; Dipterocarpaceae.